GUGGCACUCGGUGACGCUGGGUGACACUCUGGUGACGCUGGGUGGCACUGCCAGGUGUGGGUGCUGUUCGGGGACGGCUCCCUGGGCUUCAGCCUGAUGGAGUUCGACACCUUCGUGCGCCACAAGGUCCCACUCAUCGCCCUGGUUGGCAACGACGCCGGCUGGACGCAGAUCAGCCGCGAGCAGCUGCCCCUGCUGGGCAGCGCCGUGGGCUGCGGGCUGGCCUACAGCGAUUACCACGCGGUGGCGGAGGCGCUGGGCGGCCGCGGCUUCGUCGUGGACAGCGCUGGGGACACCGCGGGGGAUGGCACAGGGGACACCGCGGGGGACAAUGCUGGGGAUGGCACAGGGGACACCGCGGGGGACGUCCAGGCCAGGGUGGUGGCCGUGCUGAGGGCGGCGCAGGCCGAGUGCCACCGAGGCCACCCCGUGCUCGUCAACGCCCUGCUGGGCCCCAGCGACUUCCGGCAGGGCUCCGUGUCCGUCUGAGGGACACCAAGUGUCACCAAGGGUCACCA
Molecule: messenger RNA, 518 nt
Organism: Passer montanus (Eurasian tree sparrow)
Lineage: Eukaryota; Metazoa; Chordata; Aves; Passeriformes; Passeridae
Product: 2-hydroxyacyl-CoA lyase 2-like
Exons: 4
Coding region: 97-489 (130 amino acids)
Biological process (GO): L-valine biosynthetic process
Cellular component (GO): acetolactate synthase complex
Molecular function (GO): thiamine pyrophosphate binding; acetolactate synthase activity; flavin adenine dinucleotide binding
Source: RefSeq, a predicted model, not a curated record